Haplochromis burtoni (Burton's mouthbrooder) is the source of this 14750-nucleotide messenger RNA. It is a transcript of the gene fras1, whose product is annotated as Fraser extracellular matrix complex subunit 1. Gene Ontology annotation, molecular function: protein binding; calcium ion binding. The record is from RefSeq and is a predicted model, not a curated record. Gene Ontology annotation, cellular component: membrane. Lineage: Eukaryota; Metazoa; Chordata; Actinopteri; Cichliformes; Cichlidae. Gene Ontology annotation, biological process: homophilic cell-cell adhesion; cell communication.
CCCUCAGCUGAUCCUAGAUCACCAAAUUCCCCUCCAGAAAACUAAUUCUCUCCCUCAUGUUUUAAUCCCCAGGGAGCAGAGUCCCCAUCAUGUGAGAUUAUAUCUGCGAGCUGGGUGGUGGAAGCGGGGGUGGAGAGGUGGGACGUCCUCUUUGACAGAGGAGGAGAGGACGAACAAGAAGGAAAAGAAGGAGGAGAGGAGAGGGAGUGGGGUGGGCUCCGGGAGGACAAGUAGACCGGUCCACCGCAAGAAGUGACUUCAAACACGCGCGAGGCUCGCUGCAGGAGCGCUCAAACUCCGGCCGCCAGUCGUCGUCAUGCGCCUCGGCUUUUAAAAGCGUCCCGGCUUCUGCUGCUGCAGCUGAAGAGGGAACAACUUGCUGUCGGUGACUCUUUUUUCUUAACAGAGUUUUGUGUCCAGCCGGUAGAGCUCUGAGCACGCGAACAGGAAGGAGGUGGAUAACCCACUUCUCCAGGUUUCGGCAUUGCGCCGCAUUCCAGUCCGGCGCGCAGCGCUCAGGAGUCGGACCCGGUGCGCUCCGUCUCCCCGCUCCUUCUGAAGACUCCCGGAUCUUUUCUGUUUGUGUUCAAAGCACCAAUAAUGCACAGAGAGACCCGCUUUCAUUUAAGAUAGAUACACUCGAACACAAACACACACACAUCCCGUUUUUUUCCUUCUGACUGGAUUUGGAUUAAAUCCUCUUUUUUGUACGAUCAUGUGUGGAUGGUGGAUAUUUGUUGGCGCUCUGGCUGGGAUCCUCACCGUCCCCCGUGGGAUUCACGGAGCUUGUAUCUAUGAAGGAGCGCUGCAUGCGAACAACACGUCAUGGAGGCCGCAGUCCUGUCAGGAGUGUACCUGCUAUGGUGAUGUGGCCAUCUGUGGGCCCACCCACUGUCCCAACCCCCACUGUGACCUGCAGAGGGGCGAGCAUUUGAGGAUCCCCACCAACAAGUGCUGUCCAGAGUGCGCCUCCUCAUCCCAGGGCUCCUGCCAGUACGAAGGAGUCAUUUAUGGACAUGACAGUCAGUGGAGUCCCUCGCCUUGCUCAGUGUGUACUUGCUCCGGAGGGAGCGUAUCCUGCAGCACUCGCCCCUGCCCACAUCUCACCUGUCCCGGGGAUCAAAGCCUGUUCACCCCAGCCGGGGAGUGUUGCCCCAAGUGUGCCAGCAAUGGAGAGUCUUGCUCUUGGCAGGGGAUCGUUUACCGGGAUGGAGAGGAGUGGAAGCCCAGCCUCUGUUCCAGAUGUGUCUGCAGCAAUGGAGAGGUCCAGUGUUCAGUAGCAGAGUGUCAGCAAGUGGCCUGCAAACCGCAUGAGAACUUGGUGAUCCAGCCAGGAGAGUGCUGUCCCCAGUGUGUGUCCAACCCUUGUCUGUCAGCUGGAAAACAGUACCAGCACGGUGAGCAGUGGCAGAAGAACACCUGCACCACGUGCGUGUGUGACCGGGGUCAAUCUAAAUGCCACACUAAAACCUGUCCACCCAUAACCUGCGACAAGGUGAGUAGUCUCAUGCACACAAAUGCACGCGCACAAUCGCUGACAUUCGGUUUUAUGCAGAAGUCGCCACACACUGACAGUAUCAUGCAUCUUUUCCAUAACCUUGCUCGAUGGAGUGAUGGCAGUUGUCGUGAGUGCGAAUGCCACGAUGCCCAGGUGACUUGUUAUCUGAGAUCCUGCCGUACCUGCCCUCUGGGCACCCUGGCUGUCAUUCAGGACGGCCAGUGUUGCCCCGAGUGUCACCAAGUCCAGUGCCACGCAGACUGCCUGUCGUGCUCGGGAACGCCUGAUCACUGUGACAGCUGCAGGGACCCACAGGCCUUACUUCAUCUCGGCCGCUGCCUGUCCGUCUGUCCAGUGGGCUUCUACGCCGAAGGACGAGUAUGUGCAGCCUGCCAAUCAUCCUGUGCCACCUGUUCCAGCAGGUGGGAUUGUCAGUCCUGCGGCUCCAGGCUGCCCCUGCUGAACCCCGAUAGGAGUCAGUGCCUGGCUUCCUGUCCACCUGGUUCCUAUCAGCACGACCCAACACACUGUCGCUACUGUCACGAGUCGUGCUCGGAGUGUCGUGGGCCGAGUCAGCAGGAGUGCGUGUCGUGCUCAGACCUGGUCGCCUUGCUGAAAGACGGGGCGUGCGUCCUUGACUGUGGCGCAGGUUUCUACAGUCGAGAAGGCGUCUGCCACGCCUGUGAUUCGUCCUGUGCCUCCUGUUUUCCCGACAACCCCAAAUGUAUGAGCUGCCCACCGGGGACUGCCUUGCAUCAUGGGAAAUGUCUCAGCCAGUGUCCAGCUCAGCAUUACCUGGACAGCCAAAGCAGAUGCAGAGCCUGCCACAGCUCCUGUGCCUCCUGCUGGGGUCCCUCGGUAUCCCAGUGCACCUUGUGUCCAGGCGGACUACUUCUCCACCAGGGCCAGUGUGUGGAGGCCUGUGGGGAGGGGCUGUAUGCUCAGGACUACACCUGCCACAACUGUCAUCCCUCCUGCCGUUCUUGUGUGGGACCCCUGGCCUCAGACUGCCUCGGCUGCCUCAAACCGGAGGAAGCUCUUCUUCCGCAAUCGAGUCACCUUCAGCACAGCGUCUGCACAGCUGGGUGUCCCACGCGCAGCUUCCUGGAUGACAUGCAGACAUGCAGAGAGUGUCAUCCCUCCUGCUGGCAGUGUGCUGGGCCAUCUGCAGACAACUGUACGUCCUGUCCCUCCCCGUCCAGCCUGUACGAGGGCCGCUGUGUCCCCACAUGCCCACAAGGCUUCCUUAUUCAGGACAACCAAUGCCAAGCGUGCCAUCCCUCCUGCCAGACCUGCUCCGGUCCCUCCCAGGCCGACUGCAUCGCCUGCCCCCCGCUGGUGUCCCUGCAGAGUGGCCACUGCAGGGCAAACUGCCAAGAGGGGCAUUUCCUUAAUGCCAUCUCUGGAGAGUGCGUCAAGUGCAGCUCGGACUGCCAGCGCUGCACAGCAGACCUCCAGACGGGCGUCGGCAGCAUCUGUCUGUGGUGCAAAACACCAAGAAUGUGGCUGCUGGGCGAUCACUGUGUCUCUCACUGUCCUCUGGGUCAUUAUGGCUGGCAUGGAGCCUGCAUCAAAUGCCAUCCAUCAUGCGAGGCCUGCAGUGGGGCUGGGCCGCUCUCUUGUACUUCCUGCCCUGCCAACGGCGUUCUCUUGCCAUCUGGACUCUGUGCCCCCAAAUGUCCCCUUGGAUACUAUAACAAUGGCCAAAGGAUCUGCCAGGCAUGUGACAGCCAGUGCCUGACGUGCGAGACGCCCGGGGUUUGUACGUCCUGCCGUGACCCGGCCAAGGUGCUGCUGUUCGGAGAAUGCCAGUACGACAGCUGCGCCCAUCAGUACUACCUCAACACCACGACCCGCACCUGCAGAGAGUGUGACUGGAGCUGCAAUGCCUGUAAAGGCCCCCUGAGGACUGACUGCCUGCAGUGCAUGGAGGCCUACGUGUUGCAGGAGGGAGUGUGCACGCAGGGGUGCUCCUUUGGCUCCUAUCGGGACGGAGACAGAUGCCUCGGCUGUGAUGAUCACUGUUUGGACUGUCGAGGUCCUGGACAGUGCCAGGAAUGCCAGCCUCCCUACGCCAUGCUGCACGGCCAGUGUGUGCUCGAAUGUGGCAGAAACUACUUCCUGGAUGCAUCUUCCAAAGCUUGCAAAUCUUGCUCGUCCGACUGCGUGCUCUGCGACGGGAACGGACUCUGCAGAGCUUGUCGUAAUCAGACCUACCUCAUGGAAGGAUACUGCACUCCUGACUGUGGACAUGGAUACUACGCAGACCAGAAGACCAGGACCUGUCACGUGAACGCCCACACACCUGCCCUCCAUGUCAACGGGUCCCUGCUGGUUCCCUUUGAUGGUUUUGCCCCGCUGCUCCCCACCCUGCUGCAGGUGAAAGACCCAGACAGUCCGUCUGAGCAGCUGAUCUUUCAGCUUGUUCAGAAGCCGAGUAACGGACGGCUGGUCCUGUUCAGAGGGGAAGAAGGCGAAGAGACGGGAGGCCGAGAAAUAAAGAAGGACGACACGUUCACGUGGGCAGAGCUGAGGCACGGUCGGGUCCGAUUCCAAUACCAGAGAGACAAAGACAGGAGCGGUGAGUUCACCUUGCGUGUUGCUGAUCCCCAGCUGUUUUCCCAACCGAAAACAAUUCAAGUCCGAGCCGUGUCCAUGCAGCCCCCGAUCGUCGUGACUUUCUCUCCUCUUACCGUGGAGGGCCGUGGCAGCCUGGCAACCAUCACCAAGUCGGUCCUGCAGGUCGACGACCCUGACAACGCAGCCGAUGUUCUGGUCAUGGUGCUUGAGCCGCCCCGCUAUGGCCGGCUGACCCGUCUCCACAGCGACCGUGCUCUCAGCCGAUUCAAGCUGGAGGAGCUGUCACGGGAACAGAUUCAGUACAUCCACGACGGCUCGGAGGGGGCAGAGGACGGGGCGGUGCUGCAGGUCAACGACGGCCACAGCUACAAGAAUAUUCUGCUCAGAGUCCAAAUACACCACAAGCCUGGAGACUCUCCUCACAUGCAGUCCAUCCCAGUGACCUGGGUGAAAGAGGGAGGCAUGGUGCGACUCGAUAAAAAGUACCUGCAGACAGACUUCAAAGGAGUCAGCACUGAUAACAUUGUCUACAGCAUCCUCCCCUCAGAGGGCCAACCCAAAUAUGGUGAGGUGUUGCUGGUGUCCAUGCCGGCUGACGCCCCCCCAGAGGGUUGGCUUCCCUCGCUAACAGAUGACCGCAGCUUUACAGCAACGACUUCCUUCACGCAGCAAGACGUGAACGACGGCGCGGUCUGGUACCGCCACUUUGGCACCGGCAGCAGCGGUGACUCCUUCCUGUUCCAGGUUUCCACAGAGGCAGAACCAGUCGUUCAGAGCGAUGCUCAGACCUUCACCAUAGGAGUCAUGCCUCAGAUCCCAGGAUUCCCACAACUGGCCCCCGACUGCGACCUACAGAUCACGGUGAGAGGAAAACACGUGACAGAGAUAACGCCUUCAGCGCUGUCCUUCGUCGACUCUGAGACUCCCAGCGAGAAGCUCGUCUACAGUAUCACCAAACCUCUACCAUCGGGACAAGGGACCAUCGAGCAUCGGGACAGGCCAUACACACACGUGCAACAUUUCACUCAGGCUGAUGUGAAUAACGGCAAGAUCAUCUACAGACCACCGCAGGCUCCAUCACACCUCCAGGAGCUCUACCAGUACUCCUUCACCGGCCUGCCGGAGUCGCUGAGCGUUUAUUUCACAGUGUCAGAUGGCGAGCACACCACGCCUGAGCUGGACUUUGCCGUCCUGCUGCUGACAAACCACCAGCAGCCGCCGGUGUUUCAGGUUCUGGACCCGCUGCUGGAGGUCAGCCUCAGAGGACAAGCUGCCAUCGGCGGUCAGCAGCUGGCCGUGAGCGACGUUGACACGGCUCCAGAUGAGCUGGAGUUCGAGGUGGUAGAAGCUCCCGUCCAUGGAGAGCUGAUAAAGACUGACGGCAACACAAAGAUUCGCAUGACUAAUGGUGACACCUUCACUUUCAGCGACGUCACCCGCAAUGUCCUGCUCUACCACCACUCCGGGCUCUCCACCCAAGAUGAUGCCAUCACCUUCUCAGUUAGCGACGGUAUCUCCAUGGCUGCCACAGUAGUGCAGGUGGUGGUUCUAGGCGCUGGAGGCAGCGGGCCACAGCAGGACCCCAUCGCCACGCUCUCGCUGGAAGUGGGCGAGAAAAGCAGCACUGUCAUCAGACGCUCACACCUGGCUUACACAGAUGACUCAUCUCCAGAUGACCAGAUUCGACUCCAGCUGGUGUCGGUGCCAAUGUACGGCAUCCUGACCAGGAGCCAGUCCCAGCAGGAGCACCAGGAGCUGAGGGAGUACUCCUCCUUCACAAUGGAGGACAUCAACAAGCACAGGAUCAGGUACAUCACUUCAAUAGAGACGGGAAGUCAGCCAGUGACUGAUAUCUUCCACUUUGUUGUUUAUGAUGGAGACAACAAUCGCCUUGACAACCAGAUAUGUACCAUCACCAUCACCUCCGCACCAAGACAGCCGCCGUUGGUCACUGUCCGCAGCAGCAUCAAGGUCGAGGAAGGCGGUCGCGUGCAGCUGUCUACCAAUGACAUUACAGUGUCAGAUGUGGACACGCCCCCGAAGGACCUGCUGAUUUGGCUUGUCAGCCCUCCUAAAUAUGGUUUUAUUGAGAACACCAGGACAGGAAGCUCUGUUGGCGGCUCACAUGUCGUCACCCCUGACGUGCCUUUCUCUGUGGAGGACCUUACAUCUGGCCAUAUCUCUUACGUCCAGGAGAGCCAGCUUAAACCUCAAACCAAGCAGGACAUCUUCAGCGUCUACAUCAGCGACGGGCUCAGUCAGACGGAAGCUUUCAGUGUGGAAAUUGACAUCCAGCAGAGUAAAGAGGACAAAGAGCCGGUGGUGUCCGUCAGCAGCAUCCAUAUAGAGGAAAACUCUGGAGUUGUCAUCACCAACUCAUCUCUCAGCGUCCACGAUCAGGACACACCAGAGAACGAGAUCCUCUUCACUAUUAUCAGAAUUCCCAGCUAUGGCAAGCUCCGCAGGCGGCAGUUCUACUCCCAGCCACUGGAGAACGGUCGCGUCCUAACGCAGGGCUCCACCUUCACCUAUCAGGAUGUGGUGGAUCAGCUGCUGGUUUACACGCCUGAAACUGUCAGCGGGGGAGCAGACGAGAUGGCCUUUACCCUCACCGAUGGCAUUCACACCCACACGGGCCGCCUGGAGUUCACGAUGGACGUCACGAGGAGCGAGGGACCUCGAAUGACCGUCAACAGAGGACUGCAGCUUCCAGCAGGGUCAUCAUCUAAGAUCACAGAGCAGAAUCUGAAAGGUACUGACAUCGACUCAGACCACCUGAAGCUCCGGUACAUCUUGACCAAAGACCCCCCAGUCGGCAAGCUGCAGCUCAACAGGAGCAGCCGAGCAGAGAGAGUUUCUGUGAGAGGUCCCAUUCAGAGCUUCACUCAGGAGGACGUCAACAAAGGCCUGCUGCAGUACAGCCACGAGAAGGGGGAGAAAGGAGGAAGCCUGUCGUUCAAGUUCAACCUGCUCGAUCCGGAGGGCAACAAACUGAUCGACCAGUCCUUCUUCAUCAGUGUGCUCGAGGACCAUCUCCCUCCAUCUGUAGUGGUAAACAAAGGCCUGGUGCUUGAUGAAAACUCAGUGAAGAAGCUGACCACGCUGCAGCUGUCAGCCAGCGACCAGGACAGCGAGCCGGGCGAGCUCAUCUACCGUGUCACCAAACAGACGAGCCUGGGGCACCUCGAGCAUACUGCCAGUCCAGGCACCAGGAUCAGCACCUUCACACAGGCUGACCUGGCAUCACGCAGCAUCCAGUACGUCCACAGCAGUGAAGAAGAGAAACAUGCUGACCAGUUCUCCUUCACUGUGUCCGACGGGACAAAUGAGGUUGCCCAGACUUUCUACAUCACCAUCAAGCCUGUGGACGACUCCCUGCCUCUUCUUCAGGUCCCUGGCAUGAGGGUGCAGGAGGGUGUAAGAAAGACCAUCACUGAGUUUGAGCUGAAAGCCACCGAUGCGGACACAGAGGCGGAGUCCGUCGUCUUCAGCAUCGUCCAGGCUCCUCGACAUGGCACCAUUGAGCGCACCAUCAACGGCCAACAUUACCGACAGACCAGCAGCUUCACCAUGGACGACAUCUACCAGAACCGCAUCAGCUACAACCACGACGGCUCCAACUCGCUCAAAGACCGCUUCACCUUCACCGUGACCGACAGCACCAACCUGCUCUUCAUGGUGGAGGACGACGGAAAAGAGAUAGUGACAGCCGCUCCCCAGAAGUUCAAGAUAGAUAUCCUGCCAGUUGAUGAUGGAACGCCGUUAAUUUUCACCAACCUGGGACUGCAGUGGCUGGAGUACAUGGAUAACAAGGCCACCAAUCUGAUCACCAAGAGGGAGCUGCUGACCAUGGACCCGGACACAGAUGAUGGACAGCUGGUUUAUGAGAUCACCACAGAGCCAAAGCACGGCUUCCUGGAGAGCAAACUGAAACCUGGGAACCCCAUUACCACAUUCACACAAGCCGAUAUCAAUCUGGGUCUGAUCCGGUACGUGCUUCAUCAGGAGAACGUCCAGGAAACCAUGGACAACUUCAAGUUCCUGGUCAAAGACAGCAAACCAAAUGUGGUCAGUGACAAUGUCUUCCACAUCCAGUGGUCCCUCAUCAGCUUUGAGCACAAAAGCUACAAUGUGAGUGAGAAGGCCGGCACAGUGGCGGUGACCGUGAAGCGAACCGGUAAUCUCAACCAGUACGCCAUCGUGCUCUGCCGCACUGAACAGGGCAGCGCCACCUCCACGAGCAGCGUCGGAUCCAGACCUGGACAGCAGGACUACGUGGAAUAUGCUGGGCAGGUGCAGUUUGAUGAGCGUGAGGACACAAAGGUGUGCACUAUAGUCAUUAACGACGACAAGGUGUUUGAGGGGAUCGAGAGCUUCCAUGUGGAGCUCAGCAUGCCCGUGUACGCGCUGCUGGGUGGAAACACGCGCGCUGUCGUCAACAUCAACGACACAGAAGACGAACCCACUUUGCAGUUUGACAAGAAGAUUUACCACGUCAAUGAAAGCUCAGGCUUAAUCCAUGCUCCCAUUGAAAGGAAAGGUGAUACCUCCAGCACAGUCUCUGCUCUCUGCUACACCGUAGCCAAGUCAGCACAGGGCAGCAGCCUCCACGCUCUGGAGUCCGGCUCUGACUACAAGAGCCGCGGCAUGACCACCGACAACCGAGUGAUCUUCGGUCCUGGAGUCAGCAUGUCCACCUGUGAUGUUAAGCUCAUCGAUGACAGCGAGUACGAACUGUCCGAGGAGUUCGAGCUGGUGCUUUCAGACGCCUCCGAUAACGCACGCAUGGGCGACGUGUCGGUGGCCAAGGUCAUUAUUGAUGGACCCAACGAUGCAUCGACUGUUUCUCUUGGAAACGCCACGUUUACUUUCAGCGAAGAUGCUGGCACAAUUGAAAUACCAGUGCUGCGUCAUGGCAGCGACCUGUCCUCGCUGACCUCUGUGUGGUGCGCCACCCGACCUUCAGACCCUCCGUCAGCCAGCCCCGGGGUCGACUACAUUCCCAGCUCCAAGAAAGUGGAAUUCAAACCUGGAAAAACUGACGAGACGUGCAGUUUAACCAUCAUGGAUGACAUCCAGAACCCGUCCAUCGAGGGGUCUGAGUCCUUCGUGGUGUUCCUCAGUUCUCCUCAGGGUGCUGUCCUCCAAGAGCCCUAUGAAGCCAACGUCAUCAUCGCGGACACGUUCCAGGACAUUCCUAACAUGCAGUUUGAGAAGAGCUCCUACACCGCGAAGGAGAAGGAUAACCUUCUCCACAUCCCCAUCAUCCGGACCGGCGACCUCUCCUUCAAGUCAUCGGUGCGCUGUUUCACCCGGACCAUGUCCGCCAUGGUGAUGGACGACUUUGAGGAGAGAAGGAAUGCAGAUGAGUCGCGCAUCACUUUCCUCAAAGGAGAGAAGGUGAAAAACUGCACAGUUCACAUCAUUGACGACUCAGUGUUCGAGCCUGAGGAGGAGUUUCAGGUGCAUCUCGGUACACCGCUCAGUGACCACUGGAGCGGCGCCAUGGUGGGAGCCAAUGAUAUUGUCACUGUAACCAUCACCAAUGAUGAAGAUGCUCCCACCAUUGAGUUCGAGCAGGCGUCCUUUCAGGUGAGAGAGCCUCCCGGUCCAGAUGGCAUCGAAGUGCUCAACAUCAAAGUGAUCCGCAGAGGAGAUCUGGACCGAACGUCCAAGAUCCGUUGCAGCACCCGGGAUGGAUCGGCCCAAUCUGGAGUCGACUACAAUCCCAAGAGUCGUGUACUUAAAUUCACCCCGGGCAUGGACCACAUCCUCUUUAAAGUGGAGAUUUUGUCCAAUGAGGACAGAGAGUGGCACGAGUCCUUCUCAUUGGUCCUUGGGCCUGAUGACCCAGUGGAGGCAGUGCUUGGGGAGAUCACAAUGGCCACAGUGACCAUUCUGGAUCAGGAGGCGGCAGGAAGUCUCAUCCUACCUGCCACGCCUAUUGUGGUCUCUCUCGCUGACUACGAUCAUGUCCAGGAGGUGAUCAAAGAGGGCAGCAAGAAGACUCCCUCUCCAGGUUACCCUCUGGUGUGUGUCACCCCCUGUGACCCUCAUUACCCCAAGUACUCUGUGAUGAAGGAGCGCUGUGAGGAGGCGGGAAUCAACCAGACCCAAGUUCACUUCUCGUGGGAAGUGGCGGCUCCCACUGACACCAGCGGCGCCCGAUCCCCCUUUGAGACGGUCACAGAUACAACCCCGUAUACUAGCGUCAACCAUAUGGUUCUGGACAGCAUUUAUUUCAGCCGGCGCUUCCACGUUCGCUGCGUGGCUCAGGCCAGAGACAAAGCUGGACACCUGGGAACACCGCUGAGGAGCAACAUCGCCACCAUCGGCACAGAGGGCUCCAUCUGCCACACACCCGUCACCACGGGCACCGCCAGAGGCUUCCAGGCUCAAUCCUUCAUCGCCACACUCAAAUACUUAGACGUCAAGCACAAAGAGCACCCCAACCGGAUCCACAUCUCAGUCCAGAUCCCCCAUCAGGAUGGAAUGCUCCCCCUGGUUUCCACCAUGCCGCUGCACAACCUUCACUUCCUGCUGUCAGAGUCGAUCUACAGGCAGCAGCACGUCUGCUCCAACCUGGUCACCCUCAAAGACCUUCAGGGGAUCGCCGAGUCGGGCUUCCUCGAUGAUGUAUCGUAUGACAGCAUCUCUCUGGGGCCCGGCUACGACCGCCCCUACCAGUUCAACCCCAACGUCCGCGAGGGCAAGAGCCUCCAGUUCUAUAAGCACCUCAACCUGAAGAGCUGCAUCUGGACCUUCGAUGCCUACUACGACAUGACAGAACUCAUCGACGUGUGCGGGGGCUCAGUCACCGCGGACUUCCAGGUUCGGGACUCUGCUCAGUCCUUCCUGACGGUGCAGGUUCCUCUCUAUGUCUCCUACAUCUACGUCACAGCCCCGAGAGGCUGGGCGUCUCUGGAGCAUCACACCGAGAUGGAGUUCUCUUUCUUCUAUGACACCGUGCUCUGGAGGACAGGUAUCCAGACUGACAGCGUCCUCUCAGCCAGACUGCAGAUCAUCAGGAUCUAUAUCAGGGAAGACGGUCGGCUGGUAAUUGAGUUUAAAACUCACGCCAAAUUCAGAGGUCAGUCAGACUCUGUACGGCAGGGUUUUGUGGAACCCUGAGCAGAACCUGAACGCAGCCUACAAACUGCAGCUGGAGAAGGUUUACCUGUGCACUGGCAGGGACGGAUAUGUUCCCUUCUUCGACCCCACGGGGACUCUGUACAACGAGGGGCCGCAGUACGGCUGCAUUCAACCCAACAAACACCUCAAACAUCGCUUCCUGCUGCUGGAUCGUAAACAGCCCGAUGUCUGUGACAGAUUUUUCCACGACGUUCCUUUCGAGGCUCACUUUGCCUCAGACAUCCCAGAGCUGCAGUCCAUGACGGCCAUGCCAGGUGUUGACGGCUUCACGAUGAAGGUUGAUGCGCUCUACAAGGUGGAGGCGGGGCACCAGUGGUACCUGCAGGUAAUUUAUGUGAUCGGCCCCGAGUCGCGGUCCAACCCCAGGAUUCAGCGCUCUGUGACGUAUCAGCUCAGCCGUUCUAAACGUGACCUGGUGGAUCGCAGCGGCCGGCUGACGCUUGACGAGUCGCUCAUCUACGACAACGAAGGAGAUCAAAUAAAGAACGGCACCAACAUGAAGUCGCUCUACCUGGAAGCCGGGCCCUCCCCCACCUUUAACGCCCACGUGGGCAGCUCCGUGGGGGGAGGUGUGGCCGCCAUCACCCUGCUGGUCCUGGUCCUGCUGGCCUCCUGCUUCCUGUUCCGCCGCUGCCGACGGUUUGCCAAGAAGAAGAGCAAGAAGAAGGAACCAAAAAUCUACGAGGAGUAUCCGCUCAACACCAAAGUGGAGGUGUGCAUGGACAAGUGUGUGGAGAAGAACUUCGGCACCAAGCACUGCACGGUGAGAAACAUCAACGUCCUGAACCGCAACCAGGAGGCCAACAGCAAGGCCAAGGUCAAACAGGUCAACCUGGAGGUCAAACUCCACAACAACCUCAACGACGGCACUGAGGUCUGAAACGCGUGACGAGGAAGGCGAGGAAAAGGUGAAAGUGGAAUUUAAAAAAAGGUAUUUUCUAAAAGAAAGUUUGUACUUAAUGGAAUGAGAGGUUAAUGUAUUUUUAUACCACGUUGAAAAAGGGAAGAGUGUGACGCGCAGGCGACUGGGCUACCUCAGGAAUCCAUAAAACACACAGCUGUGUGAAACAGCCAAAACAUCUGCAUCUGAUCAGCCAAACUUCACCUCAAACUGUGUUCAUUUCAUUACUGUGUUACUUGACAUUUGCAACCUUUUUAGCACCAAAACGGUGAACCGUAGCUCAGACACUGGUGAUUGUUUUUGUAAGAAAAAAAAACACAUUAAAAAAAUUCUUUCUGCUGCAUUUAUUCACGUCACUGCUAUUCAUGUCCCUGCUGUGGAGGGGGAGCCAGUGUAGGAGUCCUCCUUCAGAUGAACGAUGGGAUCAGAAAGUCCUAGAACAGGCCUUUUAAAUGUCUCCCUUUCAAGAUCAUCUUCUGGAGCAUAGCCAAAUCUAUAUUUUAAAGUUGCUCCCCGAGCUCCUGCUACAUCACUACUUACUGUUCAUGUAUUUCCUGAUGGAUGGAUCCUCCACCCUUGGGUAGAUGUGGGCAUCGUGCGCCUGCAUUUCUGCCGUGUUCUCUAGAAAUGCAGCAUGGUUGGAAAAUUGUUGGAAUUCAUUGACUGUGGGUCAAAUAUCAAUGACCCGUCUGCCGGUCGACCAGGAAAAAGAAUAGACAGUCAAUGAGAAAAGUGCUUCUGCCAAGUUCCAAACCAUAAACUGUCAGUGCUGCAGUCCCGGAUGCUCAUGCAACUACCCCAACUUCACAGUAAGACUACAACUUUGUGAUCACUAGCAGUAGUGCUAGCAGCCCUGUUGUUGAGGAAAAGAGUGCCUGAUUGUUGAAUACAUUCACCAUUUUCCACAUACACACAGUUCAAACAGUCAGCUCCUGCCAUGAAGAGCUGUUUUUCUUUAAAUGAAAAGGAACGUAAUAAAAACCCAGCUCUCGUCACCAGCAGCAGGUUUUCCAGAAACACUUCCUCCGGCUGGUCUUGAGGCGUUCCUGAGCUGGAUCUCUCCAAUUAGUUUUGGGCGUGCCCAGUAAACCUCCAAUAGUUGGUAGGCAGUCUCCAAACCUCCUCAGCUUCUCCUCUGGUCUGAACCACAUCGCACAUAUCAGGAGUUAAAUCAUCUGUUUCAUCAUCAGAUGAUCAUCAAAAGGCUUCACAAAGACACAAAGAGAGCGGCUUGUGUCAGGACGCCUGUCAGUUAUUGUGGCCACGCCCUUAAUUCCAAUAUCCAAAAACACACAAAACAAUUGGCAUCUUAUUAUAAAUGUAAACUACCAAUAGAAGCAAGGCUGAAAAUGUGCUUUUAAUGCUGUUAAGUUGGGCAUUUUUGCAUGGAGGUCGAUGGGUUUGACUCGCUUUUGGAGCCAUCGUCAAGACUCCAGGCCAUCCCGUCCUGCCCUGGCUCCAUGAGGGGGCCUCAGUUUUCCAUCUCAUGGCAGAGGUUUACCGUCUCUGAAUUAUCUGCUUCACUGAGGGAUUUUUGAAUUCUAUACCUGAGGAUAACGAGUUUAUUCGUGUUCAAAUCAGGGCUUCUCUAGAAGAUGACCUUUAAUGUGACAUCAGCCAAAUUUAAAGCAAUGUUUUCAUGUUUUGGGGUUUUUUGGCUUAAAAGCUGGAACUUUCUGAUCCCCUCUUGUAUUACUAGUGUUGCUCAGUGAUUCUGCAGAUGAAUUAAACAUCAAAAUUCUGGCUCCACAAAAAAGAAACGUCCUUCAGAGAAACCUCUACACGAGCUACAGCUGCUGUUAAAGUGUUUGGCACGUCCGGUGUGCUGCUAUCGCCCGAGAAUGAAUGAGUGUAAAUAACAAAAAUGAAUGACAACCUUUUCAAGUGCAAUUAUGCCAUCUCUUUUGUUAUUUCUGCCUUCAUUAGCAGGAUUUGCAUUUAAAAAAUAAACCUGUUUUUAAGCCUUACUUAGAGACAUUUGUACUGUCACGUUGCUCAACACCAGUUCUUAAUUUUUGAGUUUGUACUGUGCUCUGACAGCUGCCAAUAUUAAGUGCCAUGCAGUAUUUUUCCUCAUGAAUUUCAGAAUAAAUCACCCAAAGUUUUUGUUUUUUUCUGUGACAGUGUACGUAGAUUUUCACUGAUCCCGUCCACACGAUCGACUGCUUCAGCCUUACUGUUGUCCUAAUGAAAAUAAUCACUUAUAGGAGAUAUGUGUCUACCUGCCUUUGUUCUGCCCAAAGACACAGAAUCCAUUUUCUCACAUCGCUCAGAUAAUUAUUUGUAUUCAUUUAUGUACUUUUAUGUUACCCUCCUGUGAUGUAUUAUGUUACCACUCAGCUACUGAUGUACCUGUAUUAUUUUUUUAAGUGUAUGACACUGGUUCGAGUGCACUGCUGAAGAAAAACACGUUUGUUCUCAUGUGAUGCGUCUUUCUCGCUGAUCCCACCUCCUGUCAUCUUCCCACUGUGUGCCUAUCAAACUACACGGGAGUGGGGAAUUAUGGGAAUGACAUUAUGUUUUUGGUGCUAUCAUUUUGUGGAAAAUGACAACAAUGCUAUCAAUACUGAUGCCUGUAUUUGGUGCCUUUUUUAGUAAUAAAAAAUAAUCUGAAACUCA